Messenger RNA from Thrips palmi, 1713 nucleotides. RefSeq lists its product as uncharacterized. NCBI's taxonomy places the organism in Eukaryota, Metazoa, Arthropoda, Insecta, Thysanoptera, Thripidae. The transcript is spliced from 2 exons. The coding region runs from base 24 to 1181 and encodes 385 amino acids. The record is from RefSeq and is a predicted model, not a curated record.
UCCGGUAGUCGCACCCAGCCGCCAUGUCCCCGUCGCGAUCCUGGAGGUUGCCGGCGCCCGUCGCGGUGCUGGCCUGCUCGUGGCUGCUGGCCGCCGCGCUCUGCUGCGUCUCCGCCGAGGACGUCGCCAACAACCAAGUGUUCGGCGGGCUGUUCGGCAAGCCGCGCAAGAUCCGCUCGAGCGAGGAGCUGCUAUCGGCCAUCGUCAACGACUGCAUCGGCGGGGAGAUGUCCACCAUGUCCUGCCUGCGCGUCAAGGUGCUCAGCUACCUGGACUCGGUCGUGGGACUCAACGGCGCGUCCAGUGCCGACGUCGUGUCCGCGCGCGCCCUGGAGGACGGCUCGGCCGACGCCAAGAUGGACAAGCUGAUCGCCGACCGCAUGCGCCGCUACCUGGACACGCAGCAGUUCCAGGUGAAGCUGCCCGACUUCCUGUUCGAGGAGGGCGGCGUGCUCAGCUUCCGGCCCGCGCAGGGCGUCGACGGCAUCCAGCUCAGCUUCCCGUCGGAUGGGGAGGGAGAGGGCCGAGCCCUCCUGUCUGAAGGUACGAAAAAGAAAAAGCGCGGCCUCCUGCUCAAGAAGAAGCUACUCCUGCCCGCGCUCGUGCUUAUGAAGCUCAAGAUGAAGGCCCUCAUGCCCAUCUUCAUGGCCAUCAUCGGCGCCAAGGCCAUGAAAGCCCUCGUCAUGUCCAAGCUGGCGCUGACGCUGGUGCUCGGCUUCCUGCUGGUGCAGCUCCUCAAGAAGUUCGGCAUGAUGAUGCCCAUGGGCAUGGGCAUGGACGCGACCACCACGAUGGCGCCCAUGACGGCGUACGGUCCCCCCGCCCCCAUCCCGAGCUACGGCCCGCCCCAGCCCACCUACGGCCCGCCGCAGCCGUCGUACGGUCCGCCGCCCCAGCCUUCUUACGGGCCCCCUACCAACUCCUACGGCCCACCCGCGUCCGGACCUGCCGGCCCCGCGCCCACCAUGUCGUCCUACGACCCCAACUCGUGGUCGCCGUCCCCUGACUCGGCGCAGUCCGGCAGCGCACCGUACUCCCGCGUCUGGGACGCCCACAGCUUGGCGUACAGCUCGUACCAGCCGCAGCGCGACCAGCGCGACACCACCGCGUCGUCCGGCACGGCCGCGGGGGCGUCGUCGGCAACCUCGUCGUCAGCCACCGUCACGGCCACCCAGUACUAGACCAAGAGGGACGCACCGCGACGGACCCUACCUACCACUACCUGACCUAUGGAACUAUUGAGACGCCAGGGACGUAGCUUUAAGGGCAAUUAAGUUACCCUGAACCUAAGACACGUUACACGUAUUUUUAAUUUUUGUGUGGAUACUUUGCGCACUUGCCCCUUGGAAGCAGGCGCCCUUCGACCGACCCUUGUUUCCCGCACCCUUAUUGCUACGACUCUGGCUCCAGCGGAACCCAUUCGACAUUCUAGUCACAGAAAAUAUGACUUAGUGUAACUGACUGACUGACCCAAUGAACUCGACCCAUUAAGGACCUAAUUAAUGAUGCCAACUGACGGACGAUGACCUGACCUAUUGACUAACGCAACAAUGUCCGGCCUGUGUAUACGCUAUUUAAUAUUUUAUUUAUUUAUUUAUUGUUAAGUGUGAUAGAGCCUGAAAUAUAUAAGAUGAAUCAAAUUUGAAAUUUGUGUGUCAACUAUGUACCCUGAUUUAUUUAAAAAUAUCCUUGUAUACUUUAUCUUUAAUUUUG